AACAGCUUGAAUGUGUCUGCAUAGGACCUGAGCCGAUCUGGGUCCAUCCAUGUGUUUACUACUAGCACAGUGAAGCUUUAAAUGGCUCCAUCAUGCCUUGCGGCGCGGAUGAUGUUGUGCUCCGAUCUAAAUCACCACUCGCGUCCCCGUCACUGAUGGGCAGAGCAGCGGGUGCUGUAUCGGGCAGCCUUCGUGUCGGAUGUCCGAAGACGGGACGGACCGAGUGGUGUUUACAUCCACACGGCUUCGCAGAGGAGGAGGAGGAAGAGGAGGAGGAGGAGGAGGCUGCGCACCGUUAACUCCUGCAGGAGCGGAAAGGCACGGAUUGAACCCGGGAUCUCAACCUGCUCUACACGCCACAGGAAGCGGUGAAUUUUACUCAGAAGAGGCAUACCGAGGCUCCGGAGCACCGGGACGGCUUCUUCUUUUUUUUUUUCUUUUUAAAAAAAAAAAAAAGCUCCGACAGGCGGAGAGGAAGGUUCAGGAGGGAUGUGCAUUGGAGCUGCUGCUGACUGACUCAUCUGUUGUUAGGUGGUAAAAGGGUGCGAGAAUAAACCCUAAGAGCUCCCCCUGGUGGCAUGGAGGAAUGAGGGCCUCUGGAUGAAGGCCAUGGAGCUGAAAGUCUGGGUGGACGGCGUACAGCGCAUCGUGUGCGGGGUCACGGAGUUCACCACCUGCCAGGAAGUGGUCAUCGCUUUGGCACAAGCGAUUGGACGCACCGGCAGGUACACUUUGAUCGAGAAAUGGCGAGACACGGAGCGCCACUUGGCUCCACAUGAGAACCCCGUGGUGUCCCUCAACAAGUGGGGUCAGUAUGCCAGCGACGUGCAGCUCAUCCUUCAGCGGACCGGCCCCUCCGCCAGCGAGCGGCCGACCUCCGAAGGGCUGGCUCGGGUCCCGGAGCGGGGCCUCUACCGCCAGAGCCUGCCGCCUCUGGCCAAGCUGCGGCCUGCGGGGACGGACGGCUCGCUCAAACGUAGGGAACCCAAACGCAAGUCUCUGACCUUCACCGGGGGAGCCAGAGGACUGCGGGAAAUAUUUGGAAAAAGUAAAGAUACCGAAGCCAAACAGCCUAAGCAGCAGGGCGUCAGUCUGAACCUGAGCAGAGUUGGCGGCCGUGGGACGGCAUCUGUACCCGGGAGUCCGGCCAGGGAGCUCAGCCGGCUGGUCCAGCUGCAGCGAGGCAAGCUGCAGGCCCUGGAGAGCCGUCUGCAGGGCUGCGAGGCCGAGCUGCGAGACUGGGAGGAGGCCAGCGACGAAGGAAACGUGGAGGACGAGCUACUGCUGCUUCUGGAGCAGCAGGUGAGGAGGAACGACGCCGAGGCGGAGGAGGAGGAGUCCCACAUCGAGCAGGAGGCGGCGGGCAGGCUGCGGCAGCAGCUCGUCGAGCUCUUGGGGCAGCAGCGACGCGACUGCAGCAAGCUUUUGGAGUACUUGGCGCGCAUUCAGAGUAUGGAGACGGGCCUAGAGAAGGAGCGACUGCAGCUGGAGGCCGAGCUCAACCUGAAGGUCAAGGAGGAAGAGGUGCAGGCCCAGCUGGAGAAAGUGAGGGCAGAGCUGGAAGUGCAGAGCCAACAAACGGCGCGGCUGGAAAGCAGCUGCAAGGCGUUGGAGCGCUCGCUUUGCCAGUCGGGCAAAAGACUCCAGGAGAAAGAGCAGGAGCUCGAGCAGCUAACCAAAGAGCUGCGGCAGGUCAACCUGCAGCAGUUCAUCCAGCAGACUGGCACCAAGGUCACGGUGCUGCCCGCUCAACCUGCAGGAGACAACAACGAUGUGGAGUGCGGCUCUCUGAAACGGCUGGGCUCGUCGCGGCUAUUACCCAGCGAUCUCCGCGCUCUGCAGAGCAGGGUCUCCUCCAGUCUAAACCCAGAAGGCAUCUACGUCUGACUCCGCACGGCCGACGCAGACAGCUGGGUGGCCUGGUGUUUCAGAUUCACAGGACAGCCGAGAAUCCUCAUCAGAAACAGCCAUUUUACCGAGACUCGGAGACAAACCAAAGUCAUGCUAAGGUCAUGCUAAUGUACAACA
Molecule: messenger RNA, 2028 nt
Organism: Gambusia affinis (western mosquitofish)
Lineage: Eukaryota; Metazoa; Chordata; Actinopteri; Cyprinodontiformes; Poeciliidae
Gene: rassf8b
Product: Ras association domain family member 8b
Biological process (GO): signal transduction
Source: RefSeq, a predicted model, not a curated record